UAAUUUCAUUUUUUCCAUUUUUAGGAAAUAGCAGCUGCCGCCACGGGGAGGAGGCCCAUUCAGACACCGAAAGCUUCGGUGUCUCCGCCUCCCCUUCUCUCUCUCUCUCUCUUUCUCCCCGGUUUCUUUAUAUAUAAUUCUCGUUCCUCUCUUUCUCAUUUUUUAAUCUCUGCAACUCAAAGCAUUUGCAGGCUUGGGAUUCUUCUCUCUCUCUUUAUCUUUCCAUUCAUGUUGGAGAAACAAUGUCCUACAUUUCGAUUUUGGCCGCGUCGUUUCACGGCCAGAGGGCCGCGUUUAAUUCAGCAGACGCCCAGUUAAAGUUUCCUUCUCUGGCUUCCAUCCAUCGUAGACCCACAAUCAGGAUUGCCAGACCCUUCUUCCAGAAUGACACAUUUAGCAUCUCCCGGAUGGCUGUUGGUAGGUCGAGUAGAGUCGGUAGAGAGGGGAGCGUACGCAUGGCGUUGGUAAAUGAGAGGCUUGGACAUGGCCGAAAUGUGUCUGAGCCGUCUUCCGUUUUGGCAUACGAACUAGUUCAAGGAAAACUUGUAAAGUGGAGUUCAAUGGUGGUAUUGGACAGGUCAAUACCAGAGCCACCAACAGCUGUUCUCUUGCAUGGCAUUCUUGGUAGCAGAAAGAACUGGGGAACUUUUGCUCGGCGACUGGCACAAGAAUUUCCAACAUGGCAGUUUGUUUUAGUAGAUUUGCGGUGCCAUGGUGAUUCUGCAUCAUUCAAGAAGAGAGGUCCACACACUGUUGCUUCAACUGCUUUAGAUGUGCUAAAACUAAUUGCACAGCUUAGAAUAACACCCCGUGUUCUAAUUGGCCACAGCUUUGGAGGAAAAGUUGUCUUGAGCAUGGUGGAACAAGUUGCAAAGCCACUUCCACGACCAGUUAGGGUAUGGGUUCUAGAUGCCACUCCUGGAAAAGUUCGAGCUGGUGGAGAUGGCGAUGACCACCCAGCAGAGUUAAUAUCUUUCUUAAGGAAACUGCCUAUGGAGGUCUCUUCGAAGCGGGCUAUUGUGAAUGCUCUAGUUCAAGAAGGGUUUUCUAAGGAUGUCGCACAGUGGGUUGUAACUAAUCUUCGACCAACUGCUGCUGCUGGUACACCAUCAUCAAGCUUGUCAUGGGUGUUUGACCUUGAAGGGAUCUCUGAAAUGUACCAGUCCUAUGAAGAAACAAAUUUAUGGGAAGUGGUGGAAAAUCUACCUCGUGGUGUGCAUGUUAAUUUUUUGAAAGCAGAAAGGAGUUUGCAUCGUUGGGCCCUUGAAGAUCUUCAGCGAAUCCAUGCUGCUGAAGAGUCUGCUGCUGAUGAGGGAGGUGGAGUUGAAAUGCACGUCCUUGAAGAUGCUGGGCACUGGGUACAUGCUGACAACCCUGAUGGACUCUUCAGGAUUCUUUCAUUUUCCUUCAAGGGAGUUAAAGCCUAAAGGAUACAAAAAUUGGCGCCCCGUCGGGACUCUCUGCCAUGGGGUCUUGCCUAUUAUUUUACCUAUCGGCCGCAACAAAAUUACCAGGAGCUGCUAAGAGGUUGAAGCAAGAUCGAUGCACUUGCCCACACGAGAGCCUAACAAAACUUGGUAGGGAGGGUUUCAUUCAGUAGAGCGUGGCUCUGAAGAAUUUGACCAUUUCAUCUGCAUGAAGCUUCUCUUCCUCCAUGGGCCCAUGUGGAGGUUCUUCUCCUCCAUUGACCUUUUGGCUGCAUCGCACAUGACACCAACCAUGGCGUUCAGGUAAUCAGCUUUGCCUGCAUAACACUUGGGUAAUUGCUCUACAAGCUUGCUGUACUCAUCGCAUGCUUUCGCAAUCUCGAAUUGGUCUCGGAACUCCAAUUCGAUCACAAACGGGACUUGCUUCUUCUUCCCCUGUGUGCUUGCAAUCACCUCAAUGUAUUCAUGUGUCCCUGAAAGUCAUUAGGUAAAUGCAUAACAUAAUUAGAUCCAUAUUUUAUCAAAAUUUAUAACUUACAUUAAUGGAAUAUUUCAAUUUCAUCAUUUUUUUCAUCAUCAAUGAAAUUGAAAAUAUAUCAUGAUCGUAAAAGUCUGUCGUAAAUUUCA
Messenger RNA from Theobroma cacao (cacao), 2054 nucleotides. The record is from RefSeq and is a predicted model, not a curated record. NCBI's taxonomy places the organism in Eukaryota, Viridiplantae, Streptophyta, Magnoliopsida, Malvales, Malvaceae.